UUUCCUGCAGAGAGAUGAGGAAAAUGUGUCGUGUUAGGGUUUCUAGGGUUUUGGAAUCAAACACUCUGUGCGACACAUGGAGACAGACGGACCAGUCUUUCCAUUUUCUCUCUCUAAAAACUCCUCUCUCUCUCUAACACUAACUGCCCUGCUCUCUAACGUAUGUCCAAAAUCCAAAUACAAAAUCCUGGUUCGCAUCCAAGUCGUCGCUCUCUCUCUCUCUCUCUCUCUCACUACAUAUAUAUAUAUAUAUAUAACAUUCUCUCUCUACUGUUUCUCUCUCUUCCUUUUCCUUGUGUGUUAUGUAGAGUAGGCUUUUGUUGUGGGAAUUGUUAGCUGCUUUGGGCAACGAGCGGCAAGGCGCGUGCGCGCGACCUCCCGGCUUCCCCUACGUUUUUAGAGAGAGAAAGAGAGAGUUGUGGGGUUUCUUAUCUGCUGUUUUAGAGAGAGAGAGAGAGAGAGAUCCAGGCCAACUUUUCUUCUUAGCGAAGGUACUCAUCAGUUCUUCUCUGUUGUUUCUUGUGCUUGUCUUGUUAUGGGCAUGGGGUUUUUUAGAGCUUGAGAGUGAAACCAUGUUUUUAGUAUCUGCUAUCUCUGGUCUCUAGUGAGAGAAAGUUAUCUUCUUCCAAUGGUUUUGCUCUGCUGUGUUAUACUUCUCCGAUUCCACCGGUCUCUAGAGAGAGAAAGGAACCCAUCUCUGUAUUGGGUUUUUCUCGGUCGUUUUGUAUAGAGAGAAACCGUUAGUUUGAACUAGGUAUCGACCCCAACUGUGUGUUGGGGUAGACUCCAUGGAUUCGAAACAGGAGCUUGAAGAAGAGGAAGACACAAAGAGAAACCCAGCGAUGGCUAUUCCCAACCACCCUCCACCACAGCACCAACACCCAACAACGACAACACCUAGAGAGAGAGAAACCACCACCACCAUAGCGUACAUGAAAGAGGAACCCGAACCGGGUCCCGAACCUGAAACACUAGCAAUGGUGGCCUCGGCGGAAACGGAAAAUCUAACAGUUGCCAAGAGAAGUGCUGGCCGGCGGAGUUCUGGCAAAGACCGGCACACCAAAGUCGAGGGCCGGGGCCGGCGCAUCCGGAUGCCUGCCACGUGCGCUGCCAGGAUUUUCCAGCUAACCCGGGAGCUCGGUCACAAAUCUGACGGGGAGACCAUCACUUGGCUCCUCCACCAGGCUGAGCCUGCCAUUAUCGCCGCCACCGGCACGGGCACUGUACCAGCCAUCGCUGUCCAAGUCGGUGGCUCUUUCAAAAUCCCCACCUCUGCCCCUUCCACCAUGUGCCCCUCCUCCUCCUCUUCUCAUAUUAUCGACACCACCAAAACAAAUCCCUCGUUACUCGGCCACGAGGUGUCGGCUCCUCCGAAGAAGAGGAAUAAGCUCUCCGAGGACAAGAGUUCAAUGGGACAUCCCCAUUUGGAAGAAGCCACUGCUUCUAUUGGUUUCUUUGCUCCAUCAUCUCUAUCUCCCCCGGCAACUACGACGGGUAUCGGGGUGCAGGGCGGACUGGUUCCGGUGUGGGCGGUGGGCGGAGAAAGGCUGGUGCCGAGCGCAAUGCCCUUGAACCACCAGUAUCACCACCAUAUUUGGAUGGUCCCGGUCAAUGCUCAGGCUGGUUCUUUGGCGACACAGCAGUGGGGGUUCGCAUCGCCACCACUGCUAUCGCAGCCCGCGAUGACACAGGGAUUGGUCAGUAUGGUCGGUGGUGUGCGGCCUCUGGUGUCGGCGAGCUUGUUCGGAGGUGGCAGCAUGGUGAUGCCUCAGUUCAAUCAACACCCUCUUUCUUCUGAUGGUGUUGCUUCUUCCUCUCUGGAAUCUCAGAGGCCGCCGCCGCCGCCGCUGCCUACCGUUGAUGGCAGUGGUUCUUCUUCCUGUUUAGAGAUGGGUGGCGGUAGUUUUUUGGAGGGGAGGAGUGAGAAAGCAGAGCAUCAGUUUAUGGGUGGGUCCAGAAGUAGGGAGGAGGAGGAAGGGGGACGCCAUGGCCGAUCUGAAAAUGCUGAGGAUUAGAGAGAAAAAGAAGAGAGAAGCUUUAACUCGAGGAGAGAUAAAACUCAGAGAACCAAAUUGGCUGAGACAGAGAGGGAGAGAGGAACUGGCAAAACCACAGGAGUGACCGGCAACGGCCGGCGGCGCGCCGGAUUCCUCCUCCGGCGAGGUAAAUGACCGGGAGCUCCGGUGUAGACCGGCACGUGUCAGCAUAGGGUUACGGUUGGGUUAAGUUAAUA
Amborella trichopoda is the source of this 2233-nucleotide messenger RNA. RefSeq lists its product as uncharacterized. Gene Ontology annotation, cellular component: nucleus. Gene Ontology annotation, molecular function: DNA-binding transcription factor activity; sequence-specific DNA binding. NCBI's taxonomy places the organism in Eukaryota, Viridiplantae, Streptophyta, Magnoliopsida, Amborellales, Amborellaceae. The record is from RefSeq and is a predicted model, not a curated record.